Messenger RNA from Dalotia coriaria, 2914 nucleotides. It is a transcript of the gene cos, whose product is annotated as kinesin-like protein costa. The record is from RefSeq and is a predicted model, not a curated record. Gene Ontology annotation, cellular component: microtubule; kinesin complex. Gene Ontology annotation, biological process: microtubule-based movement. The transcript has a single exon. Lineage: Eukaryota; Metazoa; Arthropoda; Insecta; Coleoptera; Staphylinidae. The coding region runs from base 1 to 2811 and encodes 936 amino acids. Gene Ontology annotation, molecular function: ATP hydrolysis activity; microtubule binding; microtubule motor activity.
AUGGAAAUCAACAUCGAGACGGCCAUACGAAUACUACCAGUGAAACCGAAUGGCGACAUAAUCUGUGUGCAUCCCAACACUUGUAACAACACCAUUCAGCUAGGAAACUCCCAAACAUAUCCAGUCAAUUAUGCACUGCCCCAUGAAUGCACCCAGAGCGGGUUGUUCAACAGCGUCGUAGCGCCAUUGUUAAAUUUUCUCCUCGAGGGAUGUGACGUCUCUAUAGUCACUACAGGACAACCACAAGCAGGAAAGUCAUACACCCUAGUUGGGCCUGGUUUUAACUGUGCCUCAAGUGAAUAUGACUAUGGAAUCAUUCCAAGAUUCAUCAGAGAACUCUUCAUCAGAACUGAAAAGAACAAAGAUAGAAAUUUCACCACUCAUAUCACAUGGUCUCAGAUUUGUGGUGACAAUGUGCAGGAUUUGUUAUCCUGUGGAAGUGUGGAAUGCAAAACAAUCAGUGAUGCAUUUGAAUUCAUUCAGUUGGGGAUGACAAAUAUAGCACCAAAGUGUGCACACACUUUGUUUACUAUUACAUUGGAACAGCAGUGGGUAAUGGACAAUUUGAUUCAGCACAGGGUGUCAACAGCAAGUUUUGCAGACUUGGCAAGUAGUGAGAAGAUACUUGUGUUUGACAAUGUUGGAGCUCCACAGAGUAUUCCAUCAGAUUCAGGUUUGUUAGCACUGCAGAAGUGUAUUAUUGCUCUCACCACACCCAGUCAGUACCCAAUUCAGGUGCCAUAUAAUGAAUCAGUUUUGACUACUCUACUAAAGGACUCAUUUGGUGGACGCGCAAAAACUUUAUUAAUUGGUUGCAUUUCUCCUUAUUUGAAAGAUUUGCCUGAGACUUUCUAUACCCUACAAUUAGCUACUAGGGUACAAAUGAUUAAAAACUUAGUCACUAUUAACUCAUACACAAGCAAUGAUACUGUACAAGAGCAAUUCGACGUGUUUGGUUUACAAUUUGCUGCGAAUCAGUUGUUUAAACUGGUUGUGAACGCUGAAGAAUUGUUUCAAAAGCUCAUUAUACAAAAUUGCCUUUCACAAGCGGACAUGGAGCAGAUCUCACAAUGGCUAAUGCUUAAACAAGAGUGUGAAGAAUGCUUGAGUGAUACUAGCGAACCAAGGAGAUCUUUGGAGCGUAUUGAAGAAGAAGGUGAGGCUGAAGAUAGUAUCGAAGCAUCUGAAGGUGAAGACGAAGAAGAGGAAAGUGACAGCGCUGAUGAAGCAGAGAAUGUUCAGUAUAAAUUACAAGCGUAUUUGAGCACGUUUCGCAUGAAUACUGAGAAAUUAAUUGCGAAGACAAUCAUUGGUAAUGUUCUUCCAAGCGCGACCAAAGAAAGCGCUACAAGUUCAACGAACAGUUAUCACGAGAAAGGUGCGCGCGGUAGGCGUAAUAGCAUACAUUCGGUGGAAUUGGCGAAUAAUCAGAUUACAGUCCCACCGAAAAUCGCUGAAGAUGAAAGUGUCGGAGCUACUAUCGCCGAAGUCGACAACGACUCAAUUGAAACUAAGCAGAAACACCUUAGGCAGAUUCAAGUGGAAAUCCAGGGCUGCCAGAAACAAAUCAACGAAUUAGAGCACACCAUCACCAUGAAGGAGAAGUUAAAAGCGCAGUUGCAUAAGCAUCGAAGUAUCAAAACACACGCGAGGGAUAAAAUGAAACAAAAGUUGGAAGGUCUGAAACAUCAGCAUCAAAAACUGCAGACGAGAUUAUUGGCGGUAACUGGGAAUGAUGCCGAAGAGAAAGAAUGUCGCGCAGAGUUGUCGGACAUUGAACAAAAGAUUUGUGAUAUUGAUUCUAUAAGGAAUAUAACUGAAGAUAGCACAUGGAGAGUGUCCGAAUUGGAGAAUAGUCUACACACUUCUCGGAAACAACUUGAAAAGUUAAAGAAAACGAAGCGAAAAGAAGAAAAGAAACGAUUAAUACUCGAAAAUGAGUUGAAAUCGAUGCCGCGACGUCCAGCGAGUAACGAAAACUGUCUGGUGACUUCAAACAACUGGCUGGAAGUCCGCGGGGAUAUUACUACACCCGUUGAUGAUCUGGAAGCUCUUCGUCAUGAGAUACGAAAUUUAAGACGCACAAGAGAACUACUCAUUGAACAACGAUGUAAGUUUGAUGGUAAAUCAAGUGUGAGGAGUAUUAUCAACGAAAUUGAGGAGCGUAAAAUGAUCCAGUACGAAGAGGCGAUUGAAGCGAUCGAUUUAGCAAUUGAAUAUAAGAAUGAAUUAAUGUGUGGGCACGAGUUGGUCAUUGCAACCAGUCAUGAAAUGACCGACAAAGUUCUUUUGGAACGUCUCAUGAAACUCAAAGAUCACGAGAUGCGCGUGCUUCUUCAUAAGUAUUUUGACAAAGUUGUAGAUUUAAGAUACAGUAGUAAGAAGUUAGAGGUGCAGAUGAUGAAUACUGAAUGUCAGAAUGAGAAUUAUCUCACGAGGAUUCAGAAUCUCAGCCAUACGUUGCAACAAGUUCGUUUAGACUCAGAAAAACGUAUCAUAGCAAUGCAGCAACAACACGAAGAUAAACUAAGUGUUGUUAUGCGACAUAUCGCCAAUGAUGACGGUGGUAGUCGAGUGGUUUCCAGGGUGUUGGGUCAGUCGAAAACUGCGGCUGCUGCGCUUUCGAUGCAAGUUGCAGGGGCGACGAGUAAACACGGAGACAAGGGCAGUUUUAUUGCUAGAUUUUCAAGAAUUGCUACAGCUAGUAGGCAUGACGCACUGUCUAGACAUUUGUUGGCUACUUCUGCUCCCAAACAAGCGAUUGUUGAUCGGCAAAAGAAUAAGAUUAUUAUUACUCAAGCGAAAAAGUGAUUGAUUUUUAGAUUUUAAUCGAAUUUAACUCAUUCUGUAAAUAAUCUAGCGAGUAAUCAUAACCAUUGUAUUUAAAACAAAUAUUAAACCCAUAUAUCAACAA